This is a messenger RNA of Symbiodinium sp. CCMP2456, 1488 nucleotides long. Lineage: Eukaryota; Dinophyceae; Suessiales; Symbiodiniaceae. The record is from the annotation of a GenBank genome assembly.
GAGGCCGUGGUGGAGGUUCCUGCCCCUUCCGGACCUCCUCCGGGCUGGUCGCCGCCACAGGCUCCAUUUCCGGCCGCAGUCCCUGCGGGCCCUCCUCCCAGCGCCCCGCCGCCGGUCAUGGAUGACAUGGCGCCCCCGCCGGGUAACUUUGCGCCUCCCCCGGCCGUGGGUCCCUACAAGCCUGGCCAUCAGCAAGGGCCUCCGAAAGAGUACCGUGCUGAGCCGCCCCGGCAGAUACCAGGAAGCUAUCCACCACCUCCGAAUGUGCAGAGGUCCGAGUACAGCGCUGUCCCUCCGGCUCCUGCCAUUUCAGCUCCUCCAGCUCCCCCCGGCCUCAACCAAGCCCACCCUUACACAGAGAGUCGAGCAUCGCAUGCCCCACCCCAAGGCACUCCUAGCCAUCCUCCACCCCAAACCUACCCACCACAGGGCUACCGGCCCCCGUCUGCAUCGCUCGCUUACCAAAACCAUCAGAGCCAACCGCCACCCCCACAGCCGCCACCCCAACAGCACCUGCAGCAGGGCCCUCCAGCUCCUCGACAGCCUCCGGCCCGGGAAGCUCGCGAAGCUCGGGAAGCUGCGAAAGCCCCGUACCCCUCGCACGCAUCACAGGGCGCUUGGGGUCCACGAGACAACCGGGACACUCCUCCCAGCUCUUGGGGCGCCCGGACCGCCGAGAACACGGGAACUCGUCGGCAGAAGGGCGAAGCACGUCGGGUCCGGCGCCGGCGCCGCUCAAGACGGGAGCACUCGGAGCGCUCCAGAGGUCGGCGAAGGCGCCGGGAGCGGGACCACAGCAGAGGCUCUCCCAGAGCACCGGAGAGACCUCCCGGAGAUCACAGCGUCCCAGCUCAGAGUCAGAGCCAAAAGGGACCAAGGGAGCCAGAGCGGUCGCAAGCCUAUGUGAGCCCUUACCCGAACCCUCACAUGACCCAGCCCCCUUCAAGGCCUCGGCUCCCUGAACGGGUCGAGGCCCCUCCGGGAAAUCUGCACGGAGGGCCUUUGACGCAGAGCGCUGCGCCCGCGUGGAGGGAUCCACUGCCUGUGCAGCGACCUCCAUCACACGCUCAGUGGGCGAGGCCUCAACAGCCCUUUACGCGAGCUUCGGUUGUGCCCUCGGCACCCGCGGCGCCUGCGGCACCACUGUCCUCAGCGCCGGUCUCGGCAUCUGUGCGUCCGGCAGCACCAGCGGUGGCGUCAGCCCCGUUGGUGAGAGUGGCACUGUUCGAUGCGCAAGAGUCCUACAGCUACAGCAGUGAGCGAUCAGGCUCUGUGGACUCUUACAGCUCUUACUCCAGUGUGGGCGACAUGGCUGGGCGGCCAAAGAGCGCCUUGCCGGCUCCAGGCAUCUCGCCUUUUGCAUCGGCUGUUGCUCCUGUAGCCUCGGCACCACCAGCACAACCGGCGCCAAAGGCCUCCGCCGAGUUGGAGGAGGAAUACUCCGAGUCGUCGGAAUCUUCCUCUUCCUCGCUGAUGGUCCUUCCCAAG